AUCGGUGAUUCGAUCCCCCGAAAUCUGGUGAUCAGAUGCCUCGAAGCGAUCAAUAUUUCUUGGAUCUGAGCUUGACGGCCCAUCAUCGCUCCCAGAGACUAGACGCCUGCCUCGUACCGAUUGUCACUUGAAAGCAACAAGCAGCCUGCCGUCUAUGUCGGAUCAGUAGUCUUACUACACAUCUCGCUCAUGCGAAUCAACAACAAUCCCCUCGCCUCCCUCAGAGGCCGUGCCACCUGGACGUGUCCUCGCUGCAAAACCCUACAAAAGCCGUUCGACAAGCCACGAAGGGGUUUCACCUCUUAUCGGAGACCGGUCAAGGUUGUGAGACCGCGCCAGGCUGUGUAUUGGGCGGCUGCAGGUGGAUCUGCAGGCGCAAGUCUGUUGUUGUUUGGAGAUGACAUCAAGCAUGGCUGGCUCGCAGCAGAGAGGACCGGAAGGGUGGUGUCGACGUUGGCGGUGUGCAUAAAUGACUACCGAGUAACGCUCAAUGAACAGCACGACGAUCCGGAAGAGCACGACAAGAGUCUCAAGGCUUGCCACAAACGAUGUGCCGACCGGACGCUGAAGGCCAUGGAGGCCAAUGGGUCAAUCUUCAUAAAACUAGGUCAACACAUCUCGUCGAUGGGAUAUCUGCUACCUACCGAGUACACCGAGACCUUCGUCCCCUUGCAGGACAAGUGCCCUGUUUCAUCCUACGAAUCGAUUGAAGAGAUGUACCUGAGAGACACGGGCCAUCGAAUAGAGGACCACUUUGACGACUUCUCGAAAGAGCCAAUCGGCGCAGCGUCGUUGGCGCAGGUGCACUUGGCCGUCAUGAAGGAUACAGGUCAGAGAGUGGCGGUUAAGGUGCAACAUCCCAGUCUCGAAGAGUGGGUGCCACUGGAUCUGGCCCUGACAAGAUUCACUUUCCGCACGCUGAAGAGAGCAUUUCCCGACUAUGACCUGGAAUGGUUGAGUAACGAGAUGGACUUUUCUCUGCCGCAAGAGUUGGAUUUCAGGCUCGAGGGGCAGAACGCCAUGUAUGCGAAGCAGUACUUCGGACGGCAUACCCGGUUCCCGCUCGUCAUCCCUCAGGUGAUAUCGGCCAACAAGAGAAUUCUGGUCAUGGACUAUGUUAUGGGAGCGAGGGUGGAUAAUCUGCCCUACUUCAAAGAGCACAACAUCUCGCGCGCCGAAGUGUCGGCGACGCUGGCGCGCAUCUUCAACGUCAUGAUCUUUUCGAGAGGCGCUCCGUUACAUUGUGAUCCACACGCAGGAAAUAUUGCCAUUCGCCACAACCCCAAGAGGAGGUAUCCUUAUAAUUUCGACGUCAUUCUCUAUGACCAUGGGCUCUAUCGAAUGCCGGACGACAAGUUGAGGAGGGACUAUGCGAAGCUGUGGCUCGCUGUUAUCGACGCGGACGAGGAGAAAAUGCGCAAAUAUGCCUAUGAAGUCGCGGGCAUUGGCGACAAAGAAUUUCCCCUGUUCGCCUCCGCCAUUACGGGCCGCGACUAUCGGGUCCUGACUCGUAAGGAGGUCACCACUUCAAUACGGAACGACAUGGAAAAGGAAGCGAUCGGCGAGGUCUUUGGACAAGACCUUCUCGCGCAACUUGUCCAGCUGCUGGGCCAUGUCCCCCGCAUCAUCCUUCUCAUACUGAAAACAAACGAUCUCACGAGGAGUCUGGAUGAGGCACUGGGGUCGACUCAGCCGAUGAGGCCAAUGCUGAUUUUGGCCAAGUACGCGAGUUGGACUGUCUGGCAGAACGAAAAGGAAACGAUUCGGCGGAGGGGGAGUCUCUUCCUCCCGCAAAACUUUUGGAGGCUGUUACGGGCAUGGGCGAGCUUCAUGAGGGUCGAGCUGAAGUUGUUUGGCUAUGAGCGGUAUUUAUCUCUACGACGACACUUGGGUCUCGACGAGUGAGUGACUGCGCUUGGGCGGACUUCUGGUAGGAUUUGGACAGGCUUUCUCGGCUGAUUGAUGUUAGCGAGGCGCUGGAUACCGUUUAGAAGGAAGGAAAGAAGGAAAGGAAGUGAAGUGCACCGUACUGCGCAUAAAUAAUGAAGGUGGCUGUGAUCUAAGCAGCCUUCGUCGCUGCAGACACAGCCGCCCAGCCUCGUCACGAGGCAAUCCAGACCCUUAUUGGCCAGCCCCUCCUCGCAAGGCUCUCGACAACAUCGUGACGCUCCAGGUUGCGAC
Molecule: messenger RNA, 2181 nt
Organism: Cladophialophora immunda
Lineage: Eukaryota; Fungi; Ascomycota; Eurotiomycetes; Chaetothyriales; Herpotrichiellaceae
Exons: 2
Coding region: 190-1905 (571 amino acids)
Biological process (GO): lipid homeostasis; mitochondrion organization
Cellular component (GO): mitochondrial inner membrane
Source: RefSeq, a predicted model, not a curated record